AAAUACAACGCUGACUACGAUCUGUCGGCGAAGGAGGGCGCCGACAGCCUGGCCUUCAUCUCUCUGAUGGAGGAGAAGCUCAAACCUGCUCUGAUCUACUCGCUCUGGAUCGAGCCGAAGAACUACGUGGACGUGACGCGCCGCUGGUACGCGGAGCACAUGCCCUUCCCUCUGAACUUCUUCCUGCCCGGGCGAAUGCAAAGCAGGCAGCUGGAGAAACUGCGACUGCAGCGAGGAAACGAGAGCCUGGAGGCCGGAGAGGAGCUGGAGAAAGAGUUGUUCCGUGAUGCCGCAGAGUGUAUGAACCUGCUGUCCCAGCGCCUCGGCUCACACAAGUUCUUCUUCGGGGACUCGCCUUCGUCUCUGGACGCCUACGUGUUCGGUCACUUGGCGCCCAUCCUGAAGUCCAAACUGCCCAACGGGAAACUGCAGCAGCACCUGAAGUCCCUCGACAACCUGAGCAGCUUCUGCACCAACGUCCUGCUGCUCUACUUCCCCAGAGACGGCAGAGAGAGCUCCAGUCAGAAGACGUCCUCCCAGCCCGAAGGCGGAGACUUCGACCACGUCCCCAACAAGCGCAGGAAGCAGCUGCUGUCUGCUCUGGUGGCUCUGGGCGCCAUGCUGAGCUACGCCCUCCUGACCGGCAUGGUGUCCAUCCAGCACGUCCAGCAGGAGGCGGCGCCGCGCCUGCAGACCAUCGGAUCCCAGGAGGAGGACGAGGGAGACGGCUGAGGAGGUGCAGGUUAAAACCAGCGGCAUCAUGGGACUUUAUGGAGUGAAAAUGCUGAGGAUCCAGAUGUUAGCUGUGUCUCACUGAAGAGUUCUUCCCGUCAACGAAGACGCAUCCAGGCGCCGUUCAGCAGACAGGAAGUGGCUGUCAGGGCUGGUUCCUGUAAAUAAAUGAAUUAAAAGAUAA
Micropterus dolomieu (smallmouth bass) is the source of this 916-nucleotide messenger RNA. It is a transcript of the gene mtx1a, whose product is annotated as metaxin 1a. NCBI's taxonomy places the organism in Eukaryota, Metazoa, Chordata, Actinopteri, Centrarchiformes, Centrarchidae. Gene Ontology annotation, cellular component: SAM complex. The record is from RefSeq and is a predicted model, not a curated record. Gene Ontology annotation, biological process: mitochondrion organization.